This is a messenger RNA of Saprolegnia diclina VS20, 2634 nucleotides long. RefSeq lists its product as hypothetical. Gene Ontology annotation, cellular component: cytoplasm. The record is from RefSeq and is a predicted model, not a curated record. The transcript is spliced from 16 exons. The coding region runs from base 36 to 2450 and encodes 804 amino acids. NCBI's taxonomy places the organism in Eukaryota, Oomycota, Saprolegniomycetes, Saprolegniales, Saprolegniaceae.
UUUCAGCUCGAAAGGCCGCACCGCGUCGGUGACCCAUGGACAUUGCCGACAUCCUCUCCAAGUACAAACGAUCAUCGGCGGCGUCCAAUGAUGCACCGAGCUCGUCGCUGCCGCCGAUCGAAAGCGGUUUUCUGCACCCAGUGAUGCCAACGCCACCCAAAGGCCACAAGCCCCGGACGCCGUCCAAGCGCGCAAGUCUCAUUCAGCAGCCCCUGUACUUUCUAAAGCCGCAGGAGAAGGCGCGCCCCGACCACCGCAAUAGCUACCGGGACAUGGGUCUCCUGUCGGCCGCAGACUUUGCACGGGGCGACUGCGCCGCGCCCAACAUCGAGUGUUGGCCCCUCGGCACGCGCGUACACAAGGAAGAGGACGCGCUUGGCAACAACCGCAAGGGCAUGCGACCCGAGAGGACACCGGCGAAACCGCUGCUUUUGCAGCAACUGGAGGCCUUUCUGGCGGCCGAGCUGAGCAUUGUGGGCGCCACCGAGCACAUGGACCGCGAGGCGGACGACGAAGGCCGCGCGCAGAUGCACUUGGCGCGGCUGCAAGUGUUUCGAGAGUGUUUUCUUCUUUUGAUUGAAGACUUUAAAACAUACCAGCCGCUAUUGCUCCGCAUCAAAGCCGAGUACGAAGCCCUCUUGGACAUUUACACGCUCAAGGUGAGCAAAAUUCCGCAAUACGAAGCUACGAUUCGAACGAUGGAGCAAGAAGCCCAGCACGUGAUUAGCGAGCGCAACCUCAUCAACAAGAUGAAAGUCAAGGCACUCAAGAAGCAACUCAAGUCCACCCAAGCCAUGCUGACGUCGUAUGCAGCGGCCAAUGCGAGUCUCGAAGAUGGCCGCACCAAGCUCCAGAGCGAUCUGCAGGAGCAAACCAAGCGCGUCGCCGACGUCAUGGCCACCAACCAGAUGCUCUUGCACUCGAUGAAGCGUCAGGACGAGCGCCAAAAGCAACACGACUCACAGUUGAGCGAACUCCACGGCGUGUUGCAAGGCGUGACGACCAAGUACACGCGCGCACAAGAAGAAAUCAACGAGCUCCGAAGCUCCAUCUUGAUGCUGGAAGAGCGUGCCGGUGGCAUUGAUGCCAGCGCCGACAAGGCGACGAUCAAUCACUUGACGCGCGAGCUCCAAGAGCUCCUGCACGCGAAAACGACGUUGGAAAAACAGGUGGCGAACCCUGUACCACUUGCCGAGUCGGACGUCCUCUCCCGCAUCCUCGCUGGCAUGACAGCACAAAGUGUUUCCGCUACCGACAUGUUUGUUUCGGGCGCCCCGACGACGGUCGAUGGCUUUGUCAACGGGCUGUGCACGUACCUCUUGCGCACGCCGCCGGUGCCGCCAGCAACAACCACAACUGUCGCGUCGUCCGUGUUUGUGACGCAGACGCACCAUGACGAGCCUGACGAGCAGGCACCGACAGUGACAGACAGCGGCGAGUUCUUCAUUGGGCAGGGCCUCGACGCGUCGGUGCCCGAGUACCUGCAAUUUGACGGGCGUGUCCGCAACCUCUUUUACUCGCGACGAGACGUCGAGCGCUGGAUCACAGACAUUUGGCAGCAAAAGGAUAUUUCCGAAAAGCUCAACUUGCACAACAACGCGCUCGGGCCUGGCCGCAAGCGCGGGAUGCCGAUCCCGGGGGGGCACCAUGCGAGCUUUCUCAUGACGCAGGCACCCGCGACAUUGGUGCCACUGCGACAGUUUUUUGCAUCGUAUUUGGCCAAGAAAUUUCCGCACCGCGCCGACGCGGUCGAAUGCGCGUACAACAUUUGUGAAGCGCUCAAGCAGUACAGCUAUGGGUGCGAGUGCCGCGUCUUUGACAUGACGCUGCACGGCGCGGUGCCCGAGACCGCGCGCUUGGACCAGCUCCAAGUUGUCUACAUGGUCCACGAAGCCUACACGACGCUCGAGAAGAAUGAAUCUGAAAAUAUCGUCGCCAACAAACGCAAGGGUCUCGUCUCGGUCGGCGGCGCGAUGCGGGAAUUGCGCAUCCUCUUUCCGUGGAAAACCGAAGCUGCGAUCGCAGCGUUGUGCAAAGCCCUUCUUUUCGAAGCCAAGGGCGUUCUCUACAUCCCGUACACUGCGCUGCUCGAGCCCGACCGCCACGGGAAUCUCUCGUCGUUUUGCGAGUGUCUUCGGCACCAGCAUCUUGACGAGAUUUUGCACCUCAAGAAAUUACUACUGACGGCCGUGCACGUUGCUGAGAAGCAAGCCGGACCCGACAGCAAGGGCAUGCUGAGCUUGGACACGUUGCGACACGCCAUCAAGUCGUGCGACCCAGAGAGGACAAUGGCGGCCACGAAUGCGAUUUUGGCCGAGUGCACCAACAUCCCGCUCGAGCGACUCGAGAACGAAGGUGCGACGCUCGUAAGUGGCGCCAGCGUCCGGAGCAAGCUCGAGGGUAUCCUCGUCAAGCCAUCGGGGCGGCUGCCUCCCACCGACACGAUGUAACCCUAAUCGCUAUCGUCAGCGGACGCGAGCAGAGACGAGAGUACGACUACGCUAUCAUACUAGCGAGAAUGAUAUCGCAACCACCACUCCGUCCCACGUCCCGUUGUUGUGGACUCACUACAGUACCAAGGAUACGCCCGGAUAGCAUUUGAAUGGUUCUCGCGAAAUGGAUAGUUCGAGUUUG